CACAUUACCAAAACAUUAAACGAGACAUUUUCAACUUAAAACUGUAAAAAAUAUACUUUAAUAUUUUAAUUUGUUUUAAACUAAAAAUUCUAUUUAACAAGACGACAAAAUGACGAAUAAGUCGCAAGUAUUGACUACCACGAAUUUACCAAUGUACUCCAUUCAGACGUUCCUCAGAAACUACAUACUAGUGGCGGGAGGCGGCGGAUCGAGCAAAACAGGAAUAACUAAUGGUUUCGAGGUGUACAAAAUUUGCAAAGACGGAAAAUCGUUAACGAUGAGAAAAGUCAUACGUCACGACAGCGGUCCGUGUGUAAUCAUGAACAACUGUUGUUAUAAAAACGGUAGUAAAAUAUAUAUUAUAUGCAACGAAGACGACAAGUGUCGGCAGUAUACAGCUGACAUUAUUUUAGAACCGUCAUUCGGUAAUGGAAAAACCACUAAAGAAUUGAAUUUCCAAAUAUCCACAGGACGCUCGUUAGUUACAGAUUUCAACGAGGACGAACCACUCCAAAGAAUCGUCAAGGUAAAUAGCUCUGGUAACAUAAUGGUAACCGGUGGUACCGAUGGUUGUAUUCGUCUUUGGAACUUUCCCAUCAAAGAAGACAAUAAUCCAGAACCUCUGAAGGUUUUCACGGGACACACAAAAGAAAUUGAUGAUAUCGACAUUAGUUCUGAUGGAGCGUCCAUAGCGAGUGUCGCAAAAGACGGACAAGCGUUUCAUUGGAACACAGUAACUAAUACAAAAUCUAAUCUUUUACAUCCGACAAACAAAAAGCAAAUAUUUAAACGAUGUAGAUUCGGUAUUAUCAAUGAUAAGCCGACCUAUAAUAUCUAUACAAUAGCCAACGGUCCUAAUCAAAAGUCAUUCCUACAAAGAUGGUCUUAUGAUAAUAAAAUUAUUUACGAGUUUCAAUUCGCUGAACCUACGUCAGCACUAGCGGUGCGUGAAGACGGCUUGUACAUUGCUGUGGGUACAAUGUUUUCUGGUAGUGUUAGUAUUCAUGAAGCAUACGACUUAAAAAUGAUAUACAGCGUCAAACAAGCGCACGCCAUGUUUGUGACGGGGCUCGAAUUUUUAAACAAAGAUUUUGUGCCAGAAACUAAAGCAGCUGUUUUGUCAAUAUCUGUCGAUAACCGAAUUUGUUUCCACAAUGUGCCAUGUAAGACUUUGGUAUCUUUUUGGAAAUUGUUUAUAAUUAUUCAUUUUAUAUUACUUUUAUUUUAUAUAAUUAUUUUCAACUCUUAGUAAAAUAAGUUGUAUAAAUAGAGCAACUUGCAUAAGUUCCUCACUGUUGUUAUUUAAUUAUAUAAUUUUAUGAGUAUUGGAAUUAUCAAAAUACAUUUUUUUUUUUAAAUACUUGUUAUUUAUUACCAACACGAGUAUAUAAAUUUUCAUUUUAUAGAUUUUUUUAUUGCGCAUAUGUUUAAGGAUCAUUUUGUAAAAAAAAU
Molecule: messenger RNA, 1452 nt
Organism: Adelges cooleyi (spruce gall adelgid)
Lineage: Eukaryota; Metazoa; Arthropoda; Insecta; Hemiptera; Adelgidae
Product: prolactin regulatory element-binding protein
Exons: 1
Coding region: 110-1249 (379 amino acids)
Biological process (GO): protein secretion
Cellular component (GO): endoplasmic reticulum membrane
Molecular function (GO): GTPase activator activity; protein binding; guanyl-nucleotide exchange factor activity
Source: RefSeq, a predicted model, not a curated record